AGUCGGCCGCCGCUAAUAGCCGACCCUGUCGAUUGCCGUUCCCCCAACCCAGAUUAAUUUCCCCGCAUCGUCUGCAACUCGCAUCGGCGCAGUCUCCGAAGUCGUGAGCACGAAAGUGGUUGUUCUGUUGGGCACCGGAUGUUCUCAGAUAAGGCAUCGCAUUUAAUACAGCGGUUGCCCCCAAUUGCAGUUUUAUACUACUCCACAAACUCAUCGCCCUUCACUUUGUUGAAUUUUGCAAUGUCCGUCGACAAUGAACUCAGAGGGCGGGUUGCGCUGAUCACUGGUGCCUCUGGAGGCAUCGGCUCAGGGUGUGCCCGAGACCUCUAUCGACAAGGCUGCCAUCUGGCCUUGACAUACUCUAAGAACAAGGCGAGUGUUGACACUCUCCUCGCGGAACUCCAAGCGUCCUCGUCGGAUCAAAAGAUCUCCACACAUCAGGUAGACAUGGCGUCGGCAGAACAGAUGGAGAAUCUUUAUGCAGAGAUCGAGACAGAGCACGGCCAUUGUCCAGACAUCCUGGUUGCCAAUGCUGGAUAUGGGAAAAGAAUACCACAAAUCGGGGACAUUACGUAUGAAGAGUUUGAUUAUACCAUUCAAAUCAACCUGCGGGCGCCUUUUAUCCUCGCCAAACUGGCUGUGCCGCAUAUGAGCGAGCAGAAAUGGGGACGCAUUAUCAUGAUCUCGUCAAUCAGCGGGUAUGGUGGUGGCAUAAAUGGCUGCCACUAUGCCAGUUCCAAGGCAGGCUUGAUGGGUAUGGUGAAGAAUCUGGCACUGAAGCUUGCCAAGGAUGGCAUCACCGUCAACGACGUCGCACCCGCAAUGAUCGGUGAGACUGGUAUGAUACCCAAUGCCAAAUUCCUCGAGGGAACGCCUGGAGAUGUGCGAAAUAUACCUGUAGGCAGAUUAGGGACGCCGCAAGAAUGCGCCAAUGUGGUGACAAUGUUGUGCAAAACUGGAUAUUUGACUGGACAGAGUAUCCUUCUAUCGGGAGGAUUGAAAUAGAAACCAGAUACCCAACAGGCAAUGAUGGCAUCUCCUGUACUUUGGU
Exophiala oligosperma is the source of this 1051-nucleotide messenger RNA. RefSeq lists its product as uncharacterized. NCBI's taxonomy places the organism in Eukaryota, Fungi, Ascomycota, Eurotiomycetes, Chaetothyriales, Herpotrichiellaceae. The record is from RefSeq and is a predicted model, not a curated record. The transcript has 2 exons. Gene Ontology annotation, molecular function: oxidoreductase activity, acting on the CH-OH group of donors, NAD or NADP as acceptor. Bases 139 to 1005 code for a protein of 288 amino acids.